Seminavis robusta is the source of this 1293-nucleotide messenger RNA. The record is from the annotation of a GenBank genome assembly. NCBI's taxonomy places the organism in Eukaryota, Bacillariophyta, Bacillariophyceae, Naviculales, Naviculaceae.
AUGUCGUUCUUGAUCUCAAUUGAAGCAAAGAAACAGGAAGCGGAAAAGCACUGGCGACGCUCGACAAGGGCGGCGGCCUUUGUCUUUCUGAUUAUUGUUUCGUUUGUCUGGUCUCGGCAGACGAACAUCGUGAAACGAAUUCAGAUCUACAAGGAUGCAUUUGCAUUGGCCCCAGAUGUUUUGGCACAGAAUCAGCAAAGGAGUGUUCAACAAACCACCAAUGAAGACGGUGCUGAACACGAUCAUCAUAAUAGCACCGACCCGAGUGAAGAAAACCGGCAUGUGCGACCCAACCAUGCGUAUCCUUUUACGUUUGCUGCCUGUCUGAUUGCCCGUGAUGACAAUCUCCUGUUGUCCGAAUGGAUUGCUUUUCACUACACAGUGUUGCCGCUGAGACACUUGAUCAUUGCUGUUGAUCCUCUCAGUGUUACAUCUCCUGAGCCCAUCCUGGAGGCCUUUCGAGAAGAGCUGCCAGAUCUGACCAUUGAUUUGUGGACAGGAAACUCCUAUUGGUAUGAUGGAAGAUGGUCCAGAGAGAAGCUUGAACACUUCGAUCCGCACAAUCAUACCGGGGAGCAUGCCUACAUUAUGCAUCUGCAACGUCAAAAUGCCUUCUACACAACCUGUGUGCGCCAACUCAAACAAGGGAACGCUAGCUGGACUCUCCUCGUUGACACCGAUGAAUUCUUCACCUACAACUCUCUGCUGCCGAGUGAACGAUCUGGAUCCAGCCCAAUGCGGGAUCAGUUGUCCACACAAGAAAUAGCAGAUAUCAAUGACGCUGUGUCAUCCUCUUCUUUUCCUGUUGACACCUUCCACACUCUCCGCUAUCAUUCCCAUUGGGCAGUGGGGAUGACUACCAAUGGCAAAUCUUUGGUCAAUGUUCACAACUACAAUGGACGAAACAAGGUCACCAAUCCACAUCGUCCCUUUGAUGGUGUCUGUGACAAUCACUGGGUACAACCCAUACAAUCAGAAAGGAUCCCAUUUCGAGUGCACCACUACAGUGGCUCCUUGGAUACAUUCUUGUCUCGUCCCAGUCGGACAGCACAACAAUGGGCCAACAAGAAUGACUUCCACAUUACAGGAAAAGACUACUCACUUACAGGGUGGUUUCACAACUUUGUGCAACUUGUGGGCGAAAAGAUAGCAUACAAACUUACUGUGAAGACAAGACAGGACGCAUACUUGCGAUGGAAGGACAUCAAGUACAGAGUAGAAAAAAAGAACGAGAUGAUCCCAUUAGCCUUCGAAUAUGACCAGCCAGGUGGUGCCAAGAAUGGGCAACACUAG